Molecule: messenger RNA, 2190 nt
Organism: Cornus florida
Lineage: Eukaryota; Viridiplantae; Streptophyta; Magnoliopsida; Cornales; Cornaceae
Product: protein NRT1/ PTR FAMILY 5.6-like
Exons: 5
Coding region: 186-1976 (596 amino acids)
Biological process (GO): transmembrane transport
Cellular component (GO): membrane
Molecular function (GO): transmembrane transporter activity
Source: RefSeq, a predicted model, not a curated record
AUAUGCACUUUCCUCCUAGUUCCCAUCCAGUCACCAAUCUGCAUUAAUGUAUAAAUAUAUCAUUAAUUCUCUACUAUCCAUUUAUAAUCCACUAGCUCUGCCUUGAAGAAACAUAUAUAGCUUAUCGAGAAAGAGAAGGCUGAUCCAUAGCUGCUGAUAGCCUGAUAGCACCAACAAGAAGUAGAAUGCCGUCCAAGCUUUAUAGUAUGGCAAUCGAAUGGUUCCAGUACUAUAUUGUCUUCUCCACGGGGGUCUCAUUUAUUUUUGGAGUGACUUUUAGUCAAGGCUUGGUAGAAAAUGCAGUCAGCGCUGUGUUGAUGUCUUAUCUCACUUAUAGCUGGAAGAAGGAGCAUCUCAACAAAGCCGCCGCUGUGAUUAAUUUGAAAGAUGGGAUAUCAACGGUUAUGGUGAUUGCUGCAGCUCACAUAUCAGAUGCCUACUUAGGACAUUUUGAUAUGGUCCUCUUCUCCACUGCUGCUUAUAUGAUUGGAUUGGUACUACUAUGGCUUGGGGAAGUGGUUCUAACUUAUAGAACCAAUGUUCAGUUAUUUUAUGUGGCAAUGAUGGCUAUAGCUUUGGGUAUAGCAGGAAGAGAUGCCUCUUUGAAAGCAUUUCUUGCAGAUCAGUUAAGGGAGCUGGAACCAAGCUCAAAUAUAGAUGAGGAACGAGUGGAGGCUCGCAGAAAAGUGUGGUGGCACUGCGCGUGGUACUCAGGAGCUGCAACAUCUGCAUUUGCACUUCAACUGCAAGUUUCUUGGGCAUAUACUUUCAUGAUAUCAGCCAUUUCUAUGGGGGUCGCAUAUCUAUUGUUGUGGUCAGGCACCACCUUCUACUACUGCAAAAAUCCAACAGGCAGUCCCCUUACCAUUGUUUAUCGCGUAUUCAAGGUGGCUAUUUUUAAGCAGCAUUUUGACUACCCAAUUAGGCAUGACCAAUUCUUCGAGAAUGAUGGCAAACAAUUACCCUUGUUGCCUCGCAUUCCAUUCUUCAGGUGGAUGGACAAAGCUGCAAUUGUAGAGACAUCUCCUCUCAAUAGUCUAGAGGAACAAGAAAAGAAAGGAAAGAUUUGCACAGUUGCAGAAGUGAGUAGAGUAAAAGUUCUACUAGAAAUGGUGCCUAUGUGGACAACCUUCCUUGUAUACAGUCUUGUAGAGGCAACAGGGAGCACUUUCUUUAUUGAACAAACUACUAACUUGAAUGAUGAAAUUAAUAUUGGCAAAACAUUCAUUGUCCCAAUUGUUACAUUCUUUGUAAUCCAGUCCUUUUCAAGCUUCGCAUUCUCUAAUAUGUAUGACUUACUAGUCCCAAAGCUGUGGGGUGGAGCAAAUCGGCAGCGUACUAUGCUUGUGAGAAUUGGAAGUGGGAUGGUUUGUUCAAUAUUAUGUUGCAUUACUGCUUGGCAGGUUGAGGUCCACAGGUUGCAUUUAGUUCGGAAAGGGAGACUCACAGACAAGUCAGACCAAACCAUUUCCAUGAGCAUAUUUUGGUUAGCCCCUCAGUUCUGCCUAUUAGGGCUUAUGGAAGGACUUGCUGAAGAAGGGCUCCAAGAUUUCUUCAACCAUCAUGUUGAUGAAUCCAUGAGGAGCUACGGGCCAGCAUUCGGUGAUUGUAUAUUAGGUAUUGGGAAAUUCCUGUGCAUACCUUUUGUGCUUGCUUUUAGAGGCUGGUUUAAGGACACUCUAGAUGAGAGUCACUUGGAUGAGUAUUACAGAAUGUUAGCAAUGCUAAGUGUUGUGAACCUAUGCUUUUACUGGUACGUAUCAAACAUGUAUGGCGCCUUUAAAGAAGCUCAGGUAGAGGAGGUCGCCCUCGAUCCACUCCUAGUCCUAGAAGAAGGUUUUAGAAGCAUAGUAACAAAAUUUCACCACAGAUCCUUGAGCUGGACUGCUGGAAUUUUAUCCUCCUCCAAUCCACAUGCAUGCUCUCAUUACAAAGUUGCAACGGUGCUCCCUAUUCGCUCCAAUACGUUUAGUUGAAAAUUAAUGUAUGGAAGGAAACAAAGCUGACCACCAAUUUUUUUUUUUUUUGAAACGAACUACUGGAUCAGUACGUCCCUUUUUUUUUUUGGACAUCUGAUUUUAUAUUCGAAAUGUUCUAGUAUAGGACACAAUUUGAUUGAUUCAUGAUUGGUUUUUAGAUAUAUACCACUCAGAGAUGGUGUUUAUGCAUAUCAAGUACUUUCUCUUCACG